AUGUUGGUCUUCAGCAAAGAGCUAAAAGAUACUGAUCUCCGUGUUAAAGACAGCAGUGGUGAGCUUCGGGUGAUUCGUUGCAGGAAAAGAGAUGGGGAGUACGACAAGCCAGUGCUGUCUAAAGGUUGGCUUCAAUUUGUUUCCGAUUAUAAUCUGAGGGUUGCUGACAAGGUUGUUCUUCUUCGUGAGGACGACCCUCACCUCGGGUCUCAGUUCAGGAUUGAAGCAAAGAGGAAAGUCAUCUUGCUUGGUGAGGAGACUUGGGGUGAUGUGCCUAGAGCUAACUAG
Molecule: messenger RNA, 288 nt
Organism: Dovyalis caffra
Lineage: Eukaryota; Viridiplantae; Streptophyta; Magnoliopsida; Malpighiales; Salicaceae
Source: the annotation of a GenBank genome assembly